This is a messenger RNA of Rana temporaria (common frog), 2740 nucleotides long. It is a transcript of the gene MARCHF4, whose product is annotated as membrane associated ring-CH-type finger 4. Gene Ontology annotation, molecular function: ubiquitin-protein transferase activity; zinc ion binding. The record is from RefSeq and is a predicted model, not a curated record. Gene Ontology annotation, biological process: protein ubiquitination. The coding region runs from base 1198 to 2352 and encodes 384 amino acids. The transcript is spliced from 4 exons. Lineage: Eukaryota; Metazoa; Chordata; Amphibia; Anura; Ranidae.
GGGAGCUGUCCACAGCACAGAGUGCUGAAACUGCAGCAGCAGCCUAAACUGCCAGCACCUUGCCCAGUCCAUACCCCCCUUUUCUCCGCCAGCCCUUUGCUGCAACACCUGCACCCAAGAAGAAGGCCAAGUGGCGGCCAAGGGGAUCCAAGAGAGAUGUUCCCUUCCGACCUUCUCUAAAGAGAGGCAAAAAAAAAAAGAAGAGACAGAGCCGAGAGCCCCCCGUCUACAUUGCAAAGGAAGAAAUUCUUCCUCUUGCAUCCCAGGGAGGUAGCAACAGCAGCAGCAGCAGCAGCAAGCAGCGAGCUCAACCAACAGCAGGAUCCACACCGUCCUCAUCAUUGCCAGCUGGACCAGCGUGCUGAUAGGAGCCUUGCUGGGACUUACGGGAGGGGGAGAGAGAGAGAGAGAGAGAGAGAAAGACGCUGGAGCGUCUGGCUGGCUCGACCCAAGGGGGCUGCCCGCGUUCGGAGACGCCGGUAAGGCGAUGGUCGCGUGCCAUGCCAAGGCGAAGGAGCACAAACAGCAGCACAGGAAAGGCUCAUGAGCGUUCGGCGGGGAACGCCGGGCUCCUUUGGCAUCGAGGUGGGGUGAAGAAGGCGCAAGGUAGGCAGCCAGCUUGACUGCUCCCGAAAAAGAAGAAAUAGAAGAAGAACCAUCUUUAUUAUUAUUAUUAUUAUUAUUAUUUUUUAAACAUUUUUCUUUUUACCGGAAUUUUGGCUCCUGGUUGACGUUGUUGAAUGGAGGAGACGUGAGACGAAACCUCAUCCGAAUUUCCCACGGAGGUUGCAAUCUUUUUUGUCUUUUGGUUGAUGGCACACCCCUGACCCCCUUGGUUUUGGAAAUUUAUCCACGACAUGCAAAGAUCGCCCCCCGUUUUUUUUUUUUUUUUAAGGGAGGGACCGUUACAAAAAGAUUUUACGAUUAUUACCUAAAAUCGCCGGUAAUUUCCUUUUGAUAAGACGUUUUUAAUCUCCAGGCGUACUUUUUAUUGGGUUUGAAUAAGAGUUAAUGUUCUGUUUUAUACACUUAAUCCCACUUUGCCCCCUUUUUUCGGGAGUCGAAGCGUUAGGCCGCGUCGGUGGGGGGGCGGUCAAGGCCUACAGUGCACAAGUUUGAGGGAUAUUACAGGUGCUGAACCAGGGGCACUUUUUUUCCCCCCCUUAUCUUGUUUUUUUGGGAGUGAAAGGCCCUCACAUGUUCUUGAGAACCGUCUUGCUUUUAUGGUGCUGUGGAUUACUGAGUCCAAGACAGAUGUUGCGCCACCAGGGUCUCCUCAAGUGCCGAUGCCGCAUGCUUUUCAAUGACUUGAAGGUCCUCCUGCUCCGGCGCCCACCGCAGACGCCCAGUUUGCCCAUGAACAGCGCCGAUCCGGGUUUGGCAGCCAACAAUAACACGUUGACGGCCUUGGGGCGGGCUUGGAGGGUUCCGGGAGGCGGGGCGACUCCUGAGGAGGAUUGGUGCUAUCCUGCGACGGCACCGGGACUUCAGCACCAGCCCACGUCGGUGGUCAGUAGCACUUCCUCGGACGAGUUUUGCAAAGGGAAAAAUGAGGACAGGUACUCUUUGGGAAGCCUGGACAGUGGCAUGGGGACACCUCUCUGCAGGAUUUGCUUCCAAGGACCUGAACAGGGGGAGCUGCUGAGUCCUUGCCGCUGUGACGGAUCUGUACGUUGUUCGCACCAGCCCUGUCUUGUUCGGUGGAUCAGCGAGCGCGGAUCCUGGAGCUGUGAACUGUGUUAUUACAAGUACCACGUUAUUGCCAUAAGCACAAAAAACCCUCUUCAGGUAAAGUGGCAAGCCAUCUCCCUGACAGUAAUAGAGAAGGUGCAGAUCGCAGCGGCCAUCCUGGGCUCCCUCUUCCUCAUCGCCAGCAUCUCGUGGCUCAUCUGGUCCACUUUCAGCCCGUCCGCCAAGUGGCAGCGGCAGGACCUGCUCUUCCAGAUCUGCUACGGAAUGUACGGCUUCAUGGACAUCGUCUGUAUAGGAUUGAUCAUCCACGAAGGACCUUCUGUUUAUAGGAUAUUUAAACGAUGGCAGGCCGUCAACCAACAGUGGAAGGUUCUCAAUUACGACAAAUCAAAAGACUUGGAGGACCAGAAACUGGGGACGGGCCAGCGGCCCAGCCAACGCAAUUCUUCCCAAACCAAUAACUCAACCACCCCAGCUGGUACAGCCAAUAACUCCACCCCUGUCGAUAGUGGUAACCAUAGUAACGGCCAUGCGGGAACCCUGUCGGACCAUCACUGUGCGUACACCCUAUUUCACAUCCUCAGCCAUCUUAGACCGCACGAACACAGAAGCCACACUAACGCCAACAGAGAGUUUGUCAUGAGAGUCACCACAGUCUGAGGUUAAUCCGGAGGCCUUAUCUGGCAAAUGCGUGCCUUUCUUUCACAACAAGCAUACUAGGCCUCAGCUGGGCCUUCUCAAAGACAGAAGGCGACAAAGAGCUCGAGGAAGGUGAUGUGCUGGUCCGGUCCAGUCCCUGGUCCUUUUUUUUGUUCCUUUUAUAAGUGCAAUACUGACUGUAUCCUGAGCAGGGACACUCGAGCAUGACCAUUGCGCCCAUCCAGUCUCAAAAGGUCUCGCCGUCACCAAAUCCUCCAAAAAACAAAGGAAGAUCAAAAUGGCGGCCGUGCCACGUUGUUGGUUUCUGUUUUGCAGGCUCAGCAGUUCCACACAAGCACAAAGGGAAAUUUACGAAGUGUUUUCAUUAAAAAGAGACUUCAGGUUCUGA